UUUCAUGUAUUCAACCCGUAGACAAUCACUCCCCCGUCUUCUUCUUUCUCUCCACCAUAAAAUAAAAAUAUUUUUAUUUCCUCUCUCUAUCUCUGCCUCUCUGUUUAGCUAAAAACGGUGCCACAUUACAACGGGAAUUUUUCAGCAAAUCUAUUCAUUUAAUUAAUGAAUCUCCAGCUCCUCCUGAACUUGGUUUAAUUAAGAUUGUUUAUUACAAAGAUAGUCAUAAAUUCUGGUGUGAAAUCUAAGCUGAUUGGCUAGCUGUUAUAAGCUUGUUGCAAUUUGUGCAGAAUGGUGAAAUAAUAUCCAUGUAGCCGAUCCCAACUAGUUUGGGCUUGAGUCUUGGUUGUUGUUGUUGUCCAGCUUGUUUUGUUUCAAUAACUGUUCCUCUGAGCACAGAAAACUAAAAAUAGGUGAUUGAUGGUGGAAGAAGCAUGACUUUGGGGCUUACAGAACCGAGACCAUGCAUGUGACUGCACCUUUAGAUCUUUCUACUCCAAAUCAUGGCCCCUAAACAUCUCCGCUUAGCCUCCAGAAGAGUACCCUUUAAGGUUCUCUUCAUACUGCUGAUAUUUGUGCCGAUUUGUGUGAUUGGAAUCCUCGUACAUGCCCAGCAUAUCUCCUACCUUUUCCGUCCACUUUGGGACAAUCCCCCUUCUCCCUUUAAGCAUGUACCUCACUAUUAUGCAGAGAAUGUUUCAAUGGAACAUCUUUGCCUCCUACAUGGUUGGUCCCUACGCUCCGAACCUCGUCGUGUAUUUGAUGCCAUCAUCUUUAGCAAUGAGCUAGACAUUCUUGAGAUUAGAUGGAGAGAGCUUCAUCCUUACAUCACUAAAUUUGUAAUCCUUGAGUCAAACACCACUUUCACCGGCAUCCCCAAGCCUCUCUUCUUUGACUCGAACCGGUUUAGGUUUGCCUUUGCGAAGGAGAAGAUUGUCCAUGGUGUAUUUUCAGGCCGAAUUGCUACCCGUGGAACAUAUGAAAGCCCUUUUGGACUCGAGUUUGAGCAGCGGAGAGCUAUGACUGGAUUGCUCCGCGGUUCAGGAAUUUCCAACGGUGACUUGAUAAUUAUGUCUGAUGCUGAUGAGAUUCCAAGCCCGCACACCGUGAAACUACUGCAGUGGUGUGAAGAAAUUCCACAUGCCAUACACCUCGAGCUGAAGCACUACAUGUACUCAUUUGAGUUCCCUGUAGAUUACAGUAGUUGGCGGGCCACAAUCCAGAUUUUUGGUCCUCAGACCAGAUAUCGGCAUUCACGCCAAACUGACCUUAUUCUUUCUGAUUCUGGGUGGCAUUGUAGUUUUUGCUUCCGUCGACUUCAGGAAUUUGUGUUUAAGAUGACUGCUUAUAGCCAUGCAGAUAGAGUUAGGAGGAAGGGUUUUUUGAACUACUCUAGAAUUCAGAAACUCAUUUGCAGGGGAGAUGAUCUCUUUGAUAUGCUACCUGAGGAGUACACGUUUCGGGAGCUGAUUAAGAAGAUGGGACCAAUACCUCAUUCGGCUUCUGCGGUUCAUCUUCCAGCUUAUUUGAUAGAGAAUGCGGAUAAGUUGAGGUUUCUUCUCCCCGGGGGUUGUUUACGAACACACGAAUGAAGGGUUCGGCAAAGCCCAAAUCAAGUGAGUAAAAUGUGUAGAUGCAGUACCUUUUCUUUGUUUAGGACUCCAAUGCCUAGUUUUGUAAAGGGAUGUCUAGUUGCAAACAAGGAAGAAAAUUGAUCGUUAAAAAAAUGAUAUUUGCUGCUUCAUUCAA
Populus trichocarpa (black cottonwood) is the source of this 1749-nucleotide messenger RNA. RefSeq lists its product as uncharacterized. Gene Ontology annotation, cellular component: membrane. Lineage: Eukaryota; Viridiplantae; Streptophyta; Magnoliopsida; Malpighiales; Salicaceae. Gene Ontology annotation, molecular function: beta-1,4-mannosylglycoprotein 4-beta-N-acetylglucosaminyltransferase activity. Gene Ontology annotation, biological process: protein N-linked glycosylation; N-acetylglucosamine metabolic process. The record is from RefSeq and is a predicted model, not a curated record. The transcript has 4 exons. Bases 504 to 1592 code for a protein of 362 amino acids.